Pararge aegeria (speckled wood butterfly) is the source of this 2178-nucleotide messenger RNA. It is a transcript of the gene jet, whose product is annotated as F-box/LRR-repeat protein 15. The transcript has 4 exons. The record is from RefSeq and is a predicted model, not a curated record. Gene Ontology annotation, biological process: SCF-dependent proteasomal ubiquitin-dependent protein catabolic process. The coding region runs from base 103 to 1011 and encodes 302 amino acids. Gene Ontology annotation, cellular component: SCF ubiquitin ligase complex. Gene Ontology annotation, molecular function: protein binding. Lineage: Eukaryota; Metazoa; Arthropoda; Insecta; Lepidoptera; Nymphalidae.
UGCGCUCUGUACUGUAGCUGUCAUCAAUAAAAACAUAAAAAAGUAAACAAAUAAAUAAUAACCAUUGAUUGUUUUACGAAACCAUGCAAAAAGCUGAAGAUUAUGAAAAGGACAAGGAAUAUACACAUCUUUGACCUUUACUGGGAAGACAUAUUGGUUUCGAAAAUCAUGCCGUACCUUUCUCUUGAAGAAUGCUUCACCUUUCGCUGUGUUUCUCGAACAUGCCUAGAAAUUGUAAACAUGUAUUUGGCGAAGUUGAAAUCCUUGAAAAUGAUGAACAAAGUGUUUACACCAACCACAUUUGAAGUCCUCGUUUUAAACUGUACGAAGCUUAGACUGCUAAAUUUUAGCGUAUGUGAUACCAUCACCGAUACAGAGAUAAUGAGCAUACUAAGCCGGAAUCCAGGACUAAUCACUUUGAAUCUAAACUACUGCCAUACCCUGACUGCUAAAUGUCUGCAACCUGCAAUACUCUACUGUAACAAUUUAAGAGUUUUAAAGCUGGCAAGAUGCGCUUGGUUAACCACAGGUGCUAUGGAAGCUCUGGCACUCCAUCAAAGCAAGUUAGAAGAAGUGGAUAUCAGUUACUGUGUCAAUAUCUCGGAGGGAUGUGUGCUGAUCUUCAUAAAGAAGUUCAGACAGUUGAAAACUUUUAACUUGGAAGGCAAUCUGCAGAUUACAGACAAAUGCCUCUACACAAUAUCGAAGUAUAGUAACUGUUUGAGGCUAAUAAAUGUGUCUUCCUGUGAUAUUACCGAUAAAGGUGUCAUGGCCUUGGCGUUACAUUGCCAAAGUCUAGAAGGUCUAGUGGUACGGAGAUGUAUGAAAGUCACCGAGACAAGUUUGCGGCUAAUGAGAAACCGGGGAGUACGCUUCGUUAGAACAACGGCGCUGAGUCAUAUGCAGCCUGAACCACAGCUCUGUUCGACUCAACGACUGCAACGAUCUGUAUCAAAUAUGUGUACACAUACAGAAAUAGCAUCCGGGAAAUAUUCCCGCGGGAUGCAAUAAUAAACACCUGUGCACGGCUUUAAAGAGAUAACUGGCUUCCUCUAGAGCCAGCAUGCACGCCGAGAGAUAAUUAUGUCUACCAUUUUCUCGAACUACUUCUAUGUCAUAAGUCGAGUAAAUGUGUAGACAUAAUUAACUAGAACACGCCCUACUAGAUCUACUACUAGACGAGCAUAGGAGAUCUUUUAUCGCGAAAAAACUACGAAAGCAGACUGUCGCAGACAAAAGCUAGUAUCUAGUAAAUAUGCAGUAAGUUAUGUUGAGAAUACUGUUUUAAGUUAAUAACUUUAUAUUGUAUAAUGGAAAGUAUGUGACGUCACACAUACGGUUUACAUAAAUCUCAUAACUAAGCUAAAGUUAUUUAUAAGCUUAGAAAUAGUGCUAAACUCUGUCACCGGAAACAUUAGUUCAGCGCUUCUUCUAUAGAUCUUACUACCCUCGCUUGAAAACAGUGUUAUUAUAAUAUUGUUCUUUUAUUACAGAAUUAUAAUCCUUAUUUAUAGGUUGUCAAAGAAACUGACUUUUUAAACUAAUAUUGUUUUAAGUGAUGGUAGAUCAGUUUAGUUUACAGUGACCUAAGUGUGAGAUUUUCACGCUUGCAAACGUAAAUUCAAAAAUUUUGAAUUUUACCGCAAAAUGGACCUUAUAGACACUGUAGUUGGAGUCGAAAAUUCUUAAGUCUUGUUUUAAAAAAUGUUCUGCCGAAAGUACCAGCUGAAGUAUUGUUGGCAAAUUUGAGUUAUGAAUUGAUAGCUAUAAGAUCCAUUUUACUUUAACAUUUCCACUUUCCGAUACUCAAAACGACUCUAUAAUUAUUGUGAGCGAACAAAUCUCGUACUAAGGCCACAGAUUUGUGCACAAGGGCAAUACAAAAAAAGCAGCUAAGACAAAAGGCUGUGCGAUAUUAUGUUACAAAUUUAUUAAUUAGAAUUCCGCAGAUGAAAAUCCUGAAUCCUGAUAAAUAAAUAAUAACUAAGUCGCUGUUUACUUAUUUAUUUGAAGUCGAUUUAUUUUUAUGUAAUGAGAAAUAAAUGGUUUCUUAUUAUUUAUUUAUUAUUUUUUUGUGAGUAAUUAAUAUGAACUAUCAAGACAAGACCUACCUCUUACCUUGUUGGUUUAUUAAAACGACCAAGAUAUCAGUAAUAAUAUAUGAUUGUUUUAAGAAAA